Aphanomyces astaci is the source of this 630-nucleotide messenger RNA. RefSeq lists its product as hypothetical. NCBI's taxonomy places the organism in Eukaryota, Oomycota, Saprolegniomycetes, Saprolegniales, Verrucalvaceae. The record is from RefSeq and is a predicted model, not a curated record. Bases 1 to 630 code for a protein of 209 amino acids. The transcript has 3 exons.
AUGGUUCGUGGGGGAGGCGAACGCCUUACCGAAGUCGAGCGUUUGUCCGUACUCGAUGAACUUGCUGGUACGCGCAUACGGUCCGUGCGAGCCAUAGCCCGUUCAUACGCCGUGGACGAGUCUGCCAUCCGGCAGCUCUGGAAGAAGCGAGCAACAGUACUGCAACGACCCGAUGGUAUCCUUGCAAACGUCUUGGCAACACGGUAUCGUUUCAGGGAAGCGACGUACAAAGAACUCGAAGAUCUGCUGUUAAAGUGGAUAAUACAAAUGCUCCAACUAAAGCUACCUGUACCUCCAUCGAUCCUAAACGUCAAGGCCACGACCAUUGCCAAGGAGAUUGGCAUCUCUUCCGAUGACUUUGUGGUUCGCCGGUUGGACGACGUCUUCAAGGAUAGCGUUGAACGAGCUGCCAAGAACAAACUUCCAGGCUCUGCGGGUGUCAAAUAUGGUCGUCCGGCUCACGUGCUAGACGCAGCGAGCUACAUUAAAGCUGCCUGGGAAAAUGUGUCAUCGUCAACGAUUAAGAACGCGUUUGCGAAGGCGGAUAUCGGAGUCAACUUUUCGUCUAACAUCGGCGGGAAGGUGGUCAAGGAUAUCACAAGUGAAUUCCACAUCAUCACCGUCAUCUAA